This is a messenger RNA of Heterostelium album PN500, 1809 nucleotides long. RefSeq names its product leucine-rich repeat-containing protein. The record is from RefSeq and is a predicted model, not a curated record. NCBI's taxonomy places the organism in Eukaryota, Evosea, Eumycetozoa, Acytosteliales, Acytosteliaceae. The coding region runs from base 1 to 1809 and encodes 602 amino acids. The transcript has a single exon. Gene Ontology annotation, molecular function: protein binding.
AUGGAAAGUUAUCAAAUCAUCAAUAAAGAAAAUAUUCAAAAUAUUGGUAAUCAUAAUAAUAAAUAUUCAAUGAAAAAAUAUUGGACAACAACAAGUGCCUACAUAAAUAAUAAUCAAAAUAAUAGUCAAGAUAUCAAACAUAAUAAUAGUGUUAAUAAUAAUCAUGGUAAAUCUAAAUCUAAAACAACACCAAUGAUUCCAGUUUCAUUUGUCGAGCAACUUUGGAGAAAACCAAAAUCGAAAAUCUCGAAAAAACACAAUACAUUCCCAACAGCAUCAUCUUUCAAUUUCGAACCGAUCACCUAUUUACAAGCCUAUCAGCAACAGAAACAACAAAACAAUAACUGCAAUUUCUCACUGAACGAUCUACCAAUCGAAUUGAUUUCAACCAUCUUGGAGCAUACAAUCAUCAAGAAGGAAAUUUGCCAGCAACCAUCGGACGACCAGCAAUUCCUCACCACUCUACUGACAUGUAAACUCUGGCAAACCGUUGGAUACUCACUGAUAGAAUCGGUGAAACUCGACCGUUGCUCACGCAUGCCAUCGGUUCGCCAGCUUCGACAACUCAACCGACUUCCCUCACUCCGCAAUCUCUCGAUAUUCGGCGGUUCUCCACUGAAAAUCUAUCAACUCAAUGUCGUUGCAGGACUGCUCUCCAGUCCUUCGUCGGCAAUCACUCACAUCAACCUUUUCUCCAAUCAAAUCGGUGACCUUGGACUGCUGAAGCUUGUCCAGGCACUCCACUACAAUUCAUCAGUCACUUUCCUCGGACUCUCAUACUGCAACUUGACAGCGAGAAGCGGAGAGCCACUGGCCAACCUACUCGCCAAAAACACAACACUUCGCGAACUCAUACUUUCAUACAAUGCACUGGGCAGUAGUGGUGCUGUUUCAUUCGCAGCUGGACUCGCCAAGAACAAGAGUCUUCGCUCACUUUCACUAUCGCACAACGAACUGGGCGACGACGGCACCAAAGAGAUUGCCUUGUCGCUGGCAUCGAAUCAAUCGCUUUCCGAGCUGAAUCUGCGCUGCAAUUCAAUAAGCAGUGAAGGAUCCAAUUACAUUAGCACAUCUCUCCAAAUCAACAAAUCGAUUGUCGAGAUCGAUCUCUGGGGAAACAACAUUGGUGACUAUGGUGCCACUAAAAUUGGAGUGGCACUCUCACUCAAUCACUCAUUGAAAUCGAUCAAUCUCACCAGAAAUUGUAUUCAGCAAGGAAUUGGAUCGAUUGCCUCUGCACUUUGCUCUGCUUCCUCAAAGAUAACAACCAUCGACUUGUCAGCCAAUGCACUCGGAGCCAUCGGAGCCAUCGAGAUUGCCAAGAUCAUAAGAGCGACCACCUCGAUCGAGUCAAUGACAUUGUCAUCGAACAAGUUUGAAUCGAAUGGAAUACAGCACAUUGCACAGGCAAUCUCUAACAACAAGUCAAUUCGACGUUUGAACUUGGCAACCAACGAGAUUGGAGUGGAAGGUGCUCGAUAUCUGGCGGAAUCUAUCAAGCUAAACUCAACGAUCGUCUACUUUGAUCUGGCGAUGAACCAGCUCGGAAACGAAGGAACCAAAGCCAUUACCGAAGCAUUGGAGUACAACAAAUCAAUUAAAACAAUAGUAUUAUCACAUAAUCAAAUCGAUAUCGAAGGUGUUCAAAGCAUUCUGACACUUCUCAACUCGAACCGUACCAUUUCAGUCAUCAAUCUAGAGGGUAACCACCUUGCACCAGACACACAAAGAUUAUUUCAAAAGUUUAUCAAUCAAAAUAAACUUACUGUCACACUAUCCCAUCAAAUCGGGAGAUACUCAUCUUUUUGA